This is a messenger RNA of Paramecium pentaurelia, 554 nucleotides long. Lineage: Eukaryota; Ciliophora; Oligohymenophorea; Peniculida; Parameciidae. The record is from the annotation of a GenBank genome assembly.
CAAUGAAGAAGUUAGCUGAAUUGACAAAUAAAGAAAUCAUUCACUUAUUAAAAAAUCAAGCCCAUUUAGAAUUAUAAUCUAGUUUCUUGUAUCUAUAAUAUGCAUAUUGGUUUGAUAAUAACAAUUUUGAAGGAAUUGGUAAAUUUUUCAAAGCGGAAAGUGAAGAGGAAAGAAAACAUAGUAUUUAGAUAUUUGAUUACUUAAAUGUAAGAGGUGUACAAUUGACUAUUGAUCCAUAAUUAACAGUUUUCUAAAAUAUGAAGAUUCAUUUUGAAAAACCUGGUGAUUAUUUUGAAGCCUAUUUAGCAAGAGAACAUUUGAAUUAUUCUUAACUUGAUUAGAUAGGAAAAUAAGCAUAAUAAAGUGAAGAGAUAUUAACUCACAAAUUUAUAGGUUCAAUGUUAGAAGAUUAGGCAUCAUCUGUGGAUGAGGCAGAAAAAUUAUAUGCUAAAGCAUAAGCUUAUUCUGCUUUUCCAGGAUUAUUUUAUCAUUUAGAUGCAUAAAUCAAGACAGGAAGUUAAUCAUUUGAUACAUGGAAAGCAAAGUAAUCAUGA